CCUCUCCUGCAAGGUCUCACCUGUCAGGUUCAAACUCCAAAGCUGCACAGGCUUUUUAUGACUUAAAUCCCAACUGAAAAUUUAGAGGAAACAGCAUCAUGGAGUCUCCGGUCAGGGAUUCCCCCGUCAGAGCGGGCUUUCACAGACUGGAGGUCCAGAAAACCACCUGGGACGUCCCGGAGAGAUACACGACGCUGCGCUCCAUCGGCUCUGGAGCUUACGGGACAGUUUGUUCUGCCAUUGACCAGAAGACCAAGGAGAAGGUGGCCAUCAAGAAGCUGUAUCGUCCUUUCCAGUCGCUCAUCCACGCCAAACGGGCCUACAGGGAACUGCGGCUGCUCCGCCACAUACAGCAUGAGAAUGUGAUCUGCCUCCUUGACGUCUUCACCCCAGACUCCACACUGGAAAAAUUCCAAACCUUUUAUAUGGUAAUGCCAUUAGUAGCCCAGGAUCUGGGCCACAUCAUGAAGAAGCGGCGAUUAAGUGAUCGCAUCACCAUAUACCUGUUCUACCAGCUUCUAAGAGGACUCAAGUAUAUUCACUCUGCGGGGAUCAUUCAUCGGGAUCUGAAGCCUGGUAACCUUGCUGUAAAUGAAAACUGUGAAUUAAAGAUCCUGGAUUUUGGCCUGGCAAGACAGACAGAGAGUGAAAUGACUGGUUAUGUUGUGACGCGCUGGUACAGAGCACCAGAGGUCAUAUUCAACUGGAUGCACUACAGUCAAACAGUGGAUGUGUGGUCAGCUGCCUGUAUCCUGGCUGAGAUGAUUACUGGCCAAGUGCUUUUCCCAGGACAUGACAGUAUUGAUCAGCUGAAGGAGAUCCUCCGUCUGACAGGAACACCAGACUCCUCGCUGGUCCAGAAGAUGCAAAGUAAAGAUGCACAGUCUUAUGUGCAGGGUCUUCCUCCCCAAAAGAAGAAAAACUUCAGGGAGGUGUUUCUGUCCAUGGAUAAAAAUGCUGUAGACCUAUUGGAGGGGAUGUUAGUGCUGGACCCAGAGACAAGGCUGACAGCUAAGCAGGGACUGUCGCACCCUUUCCUGGCUGAGUAUCAUGAUCCAGAGAGCGAGCCAGACUCUGAGCCUUAUGACGACUCCUUCGAGAGCCUGGAGCUCGCCGUUGGAGAGUGGAAGAGUCUCAUCCACAUGGAGAUCAUGACCUUCGACCCUGACAACCCUAGACAGACAGCCAUGUAGGACGCUGUUAUGUUCUGGUGCCUCCCAGUGUUGGGAUAUAAUACAUAUACAAACUGUAAAGGUCAACAACACUGUCAAGCUCUUAGAAACAAAUACCAAACAGCAUCAGAAUAUUUUUGAGGCAUCUGAUAUGUCUUACAAUUAAAAUGCAUUUUAUUAAAGGGCAGCUGCACUUGGUGUGGUGGCCUGUACGGGUUGUUAUUCUGUAAUAUUUAGACACUAGGUUGACUAGAAGGAGCAGUUGGCCUACACCUAAAAUUUUAUCCAAAACAUGAAACCAAUUAUUUUUAAAAUGAUGUCUUCUCUUUUUAAAAAGUACAAAAAUGUACUGACAGCGGCAUCAAGUGGUGAGGUUGCAGAUUGCAACCAAGUGAAACUUCUCCCACGUGCCAAGUGUGUAAGAGAACUAUGGUGGCUGACCCCAAAAGGCAAUUGGCGCUAUCAAGAGUCAGCAUUUGGUUUGCACGUUCCAUGCUACUGUGAAACCUCACAACCUCUGUAAAAGAGACCAGCUCCGUAUGUAGACAUAAACGGCUCAUUCUAAGGUAACAGAACACAACGAUUCAUAGUUUCAGGUGAUUAUAAACUAGUGAAAACUUAGUUAUGAAUAUUAUAUUCCAUAUUAUAUUCCAUCUCUGCCAAUAACUGCCCAUAAAUUCAUAAAUUGGUCUUGCACCUUCUUCAAAAUAUUUAUUUCAUUGCCUACUGUAAAGUAGAUGGUAAUGAAAUGAAAUACGCUCAAAAAUGGGUGUGUUUGUUACGUGACUUAUAUGAAAAAACAUAGUAGAAAAAUAACACAUAAAAAAAUCCUUUGUUACAUUUUAUCUUACUUUACAAGGACGGUUUGUUUGUGUCUCAUUACCUUCGUCAAGGAGGUUGUGUUUUUCAGUUUAGUUUGUUUGUGUGUUUGUCAACAGGAUUAAGGAACAACUACUGGCUUGAUUCUCAUUAAACUCGGUGGCAGGGUGUAGCAUGAGCCAGAGAAGAACCCAUUAAAUUUUGGAUCGGAUAUGAAUUUUAGAUACACAAAUCAUUUUUCAGUUUCCUAAAGACUGCAAAAUAGGGCAUUUGGCCUUGGUGGAGGUCUGCGCUCUCUGAGUGCACUUCUCAUUUUGUAUGAUUCUGUGUAACAUACUAAGAGUAUGUAAAUGGUUUAUGGUGCAAUGUCACUUUUGGAGUCCUUUGGAAAGAUGUGGGAUUUUAUUGUUAAUCAUUGUUUUUACAGUUGGAACAUACUCACUUGUUUUCAAAUAAAACAUUGUAGAAAAUGG
Molecule: messenger RNA, 2464 nt
Organism: Epinephelus lanceolatus (giant grouper)
Lineage: Eukaryota; Metazoa; Chordata; Actinopteri; Perciformes; Serranidae
Product: mitogen-activated protein kinase 14A
Biological process (GO): protein phosphorylation
Molecular function (GO): ATP binding; MAP kinase activity
Source: RefSeq, a predicted model, not a curated record